AUGGACCCGCAUGAUGAGUUGCCACCACCACCUCCUCUACCUCCUAACGUGGUGCCCAUCAAAGCUGAAGAUGGUGCCAAGGAAUCGCCACCAAACAAGCCAACAAAGCCUACGAGGCUCCCAAUAGCCAGGCCUGGAUUGGGAAAGAAAGGCCAGCCCAUCCAACUCCUUGCAAACCACUUUAAAGUCUCUGUGAAGAGUUCAGAUGACUUUUUCCACCACUAUCAUGUUAAUCUGAAAUAUGAGGAUGACCAACCAGUUGAAGGGAAGGGGAUAGGCAGGAAGGUGAUUGAUAAACUUCAGCAUACAUACCGCUCCGAGCUUGCAAACAAAGACUUCGCCUAUGAUGGUGAAAAGAGUCUCUUCACAGUUGGGGCUCUUCCUCAAGUAACAAAUGAAUUCACUGUCAUCUUGGAGGACAUAGGAACUGGAAAGAGUGCUGCCAAUGGGAGUCCCAGCAGUCCUGGUGGUGGGGACAGGAAGAGAGUGAGGCGACCAUACCAGACAAAGACGUAUAAAGUAGAGUUGUGUUUUGCAGCAAAAAUCCCAAUGGCUGCAAUUGCAAUGGCCAUUAGAGGUCAAGAAUCAGAGAACUCCCUGGAGGCUCUUCGAGUUCUUGAUAUCAUACUGAGGCAGCAUUCUGCAAAACAGGGCUGCCUUUUGGUUCGUCAGUCAUCUUUCCACAACAAUCCUGCUAGCUUCGUUGACUUGGGCGGUGGUGUGAUGGGUUGCCGAGGAUUUCACUCAAGUUUCCGUGGCACACAGAGUGGCCUCUCCCUGAACGUCGAUGUUUCAACUACAAUGAUUGUUAAGCCUGGUCCUGUUAUCGACUUUCUUCUUGCUAACCAGAAAGUUGAUCACCCUGACAGAAUUGACUGGCCAAAGGCUAAGCGUGCUCUCAAGAACUUGAGGAUCAAAGCCGCUCCUGGAAAUUCAGAAUUCAAGGUUGUUGGUUUGAGUGACAGAAAAUGCAAUGAACAGACGUUCCCAUGGAGGCAGAGGAAUGGUAACAAUGGAGAUACUAACAUUGUCGAAAUAACAGUCUCUGAUUACUUUUUGAGGCACAAAGGCAUAGAGCUCCGAUAUUCUGGUAAUUUCCCCUGUAUCCAUGCGGGGAGGUCAAAGCGUCCGACGUAUUUCCCUGUGGAGCUUUGCACGCUUGUUCCUCUGCAAAGAUAUACCAAAGCUCUGUCUACACUGCAAAGGUCCUCGCUUGUUGAGAAAUCCAGACAAAAGCCUCAAGAAAGAAUGUCAACUCUCAAUGAUGCACUUAAACGUAGCAACUAUGACUCCGACCCCAUGCUGAUGGCAUGUGGCAUUUCAAUUGCACCAAAGUUUACUCAGAUUGAAGGGAGGGUUCUGCAAGCACCCAAGUUGAGAGUCGGUAACGGUGAAGAUAUGUUACCACGCAAUGGACGCUGGAAUCUUGCGAACAAGAAGUUCCUUCGGACCUGCUCUGUCACGAGGUGGUCGGUUGUUAACUUCUCUGCACGGUGUGACGUUCGGGGUCUUGUCCGAGACCUCAAAAGGCUUGGAGCUGCAAAGGGAAUCGAAAUAGAGGAACCUUAUACUGUGAUUGAAGAGAUCCCAUCAAUGAGACGAGCGCGUGUGUCGGAUAGAGUGGAUAAGAUGAUUGCUGAGAUAAAAUCCAAGCUACCUGGAUUACCCAAGUUCCUUCUGUGCCUUCUUCCUGAGAGGAAAAACUGCGAAGUUUAUGGUCCUUGGAAGAGGAAGUGUCUUGCGGAUUUUGGCAUUGUUACACAAUGUCUAGCUCCAACAAGAGUAAAUGAUAAUUACCUAAACAAUGUCCUGUUGAAGAUAAAUGCUAAGCUUGGUGGGCUGAACACAUUGCUGCAAAUCGAAGUAUCCCGUACAAUUCCUAUUGUGUCAGAGAAGCCUACUAUCAUCUUGGGCAUGGAUGUGUCACAUGGUCAACCUGGUCAGUCUGAUAGACCUUCCAUUGCUGCGGUGGUUAGUUCUCGCGAGUGGCCUCUCGUCUCUAGAUACAGAGCAACAGUACACACUCAGUCACCCAAACUAGAAAUGAUGUCCUCCUUGUUUAAGCCAGACGGAACUGCCGAUAAUGGUCUCAUUCGGGAAUCACUUAUCGACUUUUACACUACUUCUGAGCAGCGAAAACCAGAUAAUGUCAUUAUUUUCAGGGAUGGUGUAAGCGAAAGCCAGUUUACCCAGGUCAUAAACAUUGAGCUUGAACAGAUCAUUGAGGCAUGCAAGUUCCUUGACGAGAAGUGGGAGCCUAAGUUCACAGUCAUUGUUGCCCAAAAAAACCAUCAUACCAGAUUCUUUCAGACUGGAUCUCCAGAGAAUGUUCCCCCCGGUACCGUGGUAGAUAAACAAGUCUGCCAUCCCAAAAAUUUCGACUUCUACAUGUGUGCCCACGCUGGCAUGAUUGGAACCUCAAGGCCAACACAUUAUCAUGUUCUGCAUGAUGAGAUCGGCUUCACUGCCGAUGCGCUUCAGGAAUUUGUGCAUUCUCUUUCUUACGUGUAUCAGAGGAGCACAACGGCGAUAUCUAUCGUUGCUCCGAUUAGCUACGCCCAUCUCGCGGCAGCCCAGGUUGGCACGUUCAUGAAAUUUGAAGACAUGUCGGACGCGUCGUCAAGCCAAGGAGGGCACACGUCUGUGGGCAGCGUUCCGGUUCCGGAGCUGCCUCGUCUCCACGAGAAUGUCCGGAGCACCAUGUUCUUCUGCUGA
Messenger RNA from Lolium rigidum, 2715 nucleotides. RefSeq names its product protein argonaute 4B-like. Gene Ontology annotation, cellular component: cytoplasm. NCBI's taxonomy places the organism in Eukaryota, Viridiplantae, Streptophyta, Magnoliopsida, Poales, Poaceae. The record is from RefSeq and is a predicted model, not a curated record. Gene Ontology annotation, biological process: regulatory ncRNA-mediated post-transcriptional gene silencing. Gene Ontology annotation, molecular function: RNA binding; protein binding. The coding region runs from base 1 to 2715 and encodes 904 amino acids. The transcript has 22 exons.